UCUGUAUUCUCAUUAAGUCGUUUAUCAGGUGUAAUCUGUAUUCUCGUGUUAAUUUUGACAGUCGCUGCGAGCCAACGUCUGUUUGCUUAUGAGCGUGGCAAAUGCGAUACAGCCAUAUCGGAAGUGAUAGAAGAUUUGGCUAAAGCGCUCUUCCAUCGCCCAAUGCACGUAACUCAAGCGAGUCUACUUCAAUAUGAUCUCUAUACGCCGUUGAAUCCUCAACAGCGCCAAUUGCUGCAUCCAGGUGAUGUGAAUAUGCUCAAGAGAUCGAAUUUCAAUGCCAAGUGGCCAGUCAGAAUCACAAUUCACGGUUGGACAGGAAAGAGCAGCGCAUGCUACAAUGCAGCCUUAAAGGAUGCAUAUCUAUCGCGUGGCAAUUUCAAUGUCAUCAUAAUGGACUGGAGUCGACAGGCCAUUGACAUUAGCUACGUUCGUGUGUCCAAGCAAUUGCAAUCGAUAGCCACAAGUCUGGCGAAAUUCCUUCGCUUUCUCCACGACAACACUGGCGUACCCUACGAAAGCAUCUAUCUAGUGGGCCAUAGUGCGGGCACCCACAUCGCCGGUCUCACUGGCAAAUUGUUAAAGCCGCCCGAGCGACUGGGUGCCAUCAUUGCUCUGGAUCCCGCUGGCCUCACACAGCUUUCGCUGGGACCAACGGAGCGACUUGCACCAACAGAUGCACUCUAUGUGGAAUCCAUACACACGGACUUGAAAUUCUUUGGUAAUCCAACGGGUAAUCAACUCAGCCAGGCUGCCUUCUUGGUCAACUGGGGACGCGGACAGACGCAUUGUCCGAACGCCACUGCCACCGAAUUGGACUUUGCCUGUGAUCACUUCUCGGCCGUUUAUUACUUCGCGGAGUCUGUGCGACGGCCCAAAUUAUUUGGUGCGCUUCGCUGCAGCUCACUAAAGAGCAUAUUGUCUGGCACUUGUAGCUGCAAGUCGGGUAACCACAAAACGUUGACAUGCCCCGCCGAUGCAUUCAUGGGCGGUGAGCCAGCCAUCCCCAAGAAGGGUGUCUAUUACCUGAGCACGCGACCUAAACCACCGUUCGGCACCGCCGAUGGUCAAGUUCACAUGCAACCACCGAUACCCUCGAGGAUUCUGGAGACAAGCGUCAAGCGAAGACACAUCUGAGGCGACGCGGGCAGCAAAAGAGACGCAUAACCAAAAAUCUAGUAUAGUCUAAGUCAAAAUUUAGUUAAUAUACCCUUUACUUUAAUUUAAGGUGUUUCUAAUUUUACGGUCAAGGUCAAUUACAAUUCAAAUAUGAUAACUCUUUCCAUUCACCUGGCAGAGACUAAUUUAAAUUUGAUGUCCAUAAUUUAAUCAAUUAAACUUAACUAUUGAUUAAAAAGACUAUGUACGAUAUGUGAAUUUAUUCAAAACGAUUAAAUAAUAGUUUACUCAACUUAGAAAGCGUAAUUGACUUCUAAAUACUCUGACCCGAGCACGCUUUGCUGUAAAGAUAUAGUACACAAAUUGAGAGUCUACUCAUUUUUAAAGAAUAAUCCCAAUACCUCAGAUAUGUUCCUUGUUCCUCUACCAUAACUUUGUAAUAUAAUAAAAUCGUACGACUACUUCUA
This is a messenger RNA of Drosophila innubila, 1586 nucleotides long. RefSeq names its product lipase member H (gene sxe2). The annotation marks the transcript as partial. The transcript is spliced from 2 exons. The record is from RefSeq and is a predicted model, not a curated record. Gene Ontology annotation, biological process: lipid metabolic process. Gene Ontology annotation, molecular function: lipase activity. Lineage: Eukaryota; Metazoa; Arthropoda; Insecta; Diptera; Drosophilidae.